AUCGCAGUUGCUUUAAAUUAUCGGAGCUGGCGAGUGCCUGAGAGAGAGAAGGAGUGGGAGGCUGUUUCAAUUGGGAAAGACAGUUGCAGAACUUAGUUCCACAAGAGCAUGAGCUCCUAGCUUCAAACGCCUUCCUGGGGCUCUGACAAGUACUGCCUUUUCUCCUCCAGAGCUUUUCUGUGACAUUUCGAAGGGGCUUUGAGAAAACAAACGUCUCUUUCUGGCAUCCAGUUGUUGCGUUGACCAAAUUCAUGGGACAAUCAGUACGAAGGAGUUUCAUGUUCUUGUGGGCAAUUUGAUGUGUCAGCUCCUUGGAGGGAAGAGCCAAAGAUGUUUGUCUUGCUCUAUGUUACAAGUUUUGUCAUCUGGGCAAGUGGACAACCUCGGGGUAAUCAGUUCAAAGGAGAAAGUCACUCCCCGAGGUAUAUCUGUAGUAUACCUGGUUUGCCUGGGCCUCCUGGUCCCCCAGGAGCUAAUGGAUCACCUGGGCCACACGGUCGUAUUGGCCUUCCAGGAAGAGAUGGUAGAGAUGGCAGGAAAGGUGAAAAAGGUGAAAAGGGGACCGCAGGUUUAAGAGGCAAAGCUGGACCUAUAGGACCAGCUGGAGAGAAAGGGGACCAAGGAGAGACUGGUAAAAAAGGACCUAUAGGCCCAGGUGGAGACAAAGGAGAUGUAGGCCCAAUUGGACUUCCUGGACCCAAAGGAGACCGAGGAAAUCAAGGUGAUCGAGGUGCACCUGGUAUCUGCAGAUGUGGGAGCAUCGUGCUCAAAUCUGCUUUUUCUGUUGGCAUCACCACCAGUUACCCAGAAGAAAGAUUACCCAUUGUGUUCAACAAGGUCCUUUUCAAUGAAGGGGAGCACUAUAAUCCCUCAACAGGAAAGUUCAUAUGUGCAUUUCCAGGAAUCUAUUAUUUUUCUUAUGAUAUCACAUUAGCCAAUAAACACCUGGCAAUUGGGCUGGUACACAAUGGGCAAUUCAAGAUAAAAACAUUUGAUGCUAACACAGGGAACCAUGAUGUUGCCUCUGGAUCCACAGUGAUCUACCUUCAACCAGAAGAUGAAGUCUGGCUUGAGAUCUUUUUCACAGACCAAAAUGGCCUUUUCUCAGAUCCAAGUUGGGCAGACAGUUUAUUUUCUGGAUUUCUCUUAUAUGUUGACACAGACUACCUUGACUCCUUAUCUGAAGAGGAUGAAUUAUGAAAGUGAUUGACAGUCUGGAAAUUUCCCUCCUUCAUUAUACAAACUGACAUAGGAUCUAAUCUGGGAGCCAAAGAUAGUGGAACAGCACUGCUAUAAUCUGAAGGAACUACCAGCCAGAUUCUAAAGGAAACUAUGGAUGUUUUCAACAGAAUCCAUUGAAGCAAGAUGCUGUACCAAACAGCUGGGACCACACAGAAUGAAUUAUGUAGAACAAUAACCCCAGAUAUGAAUUCCCUUGAAAGCAAUGUUCAUAAAUAUUUAAACAAAUUAAAGAUAAUGUCAACAAAUUUUAUAUUAAAUACAUUGAGUGAUAAAACCA
This is a messenger RNA of Phascolarctos cinereus (koala), 1519 nucleotides long. RefSeq names its product C1q and TNF related 7 (gene C1QTNF7). The record is from RefSeq and is a predicted model, not a curated record. Gene Ontology annotation, molecular function: protein binding. Lineage: Eukaryota; Metazoa; Chordata; Mammalia; Diprotodontia; Phascolarctidae.